Raphanus sativus (radish) is the source of this 1519-nucleotide messenger RNA. RefSeq lists its product as uncharacterized. The transcript is spliced from 5 exons. Gene Ontology annotation, cellular component: peroxisome. Bases 123 to 1304 code for a protein of 393 amino acids. NCBI's taxonomy places the organism in Eukaryota, Viridiplantae, Streptophyta, Magnoliopsida, Brassicales, Brassicaceae. The record is from RefSeq and is a predicted model, not a curated record. Gene Ontology annotation, biological process: regulation of gene expression.
UGAACCCAAGAAAAAGUCAAAGAAAACCCCAUCUCUCAUCCAUAGACACGCAUUCAAAGGCUCUCAUCUAAACCCUAAUUUUAGGGAGCGAGAGAAAGUCUCCAAUCCUCAUCGGCGGAACCAUGGGCGAAGAAGGCGAGACCAUCGAAUUUUACAACGAUCACCUGACAUACUUCUUCUGGAACGUGGAUGACUACCCAGUCCCUGUGGAUACAGAUGUUAAAACUGUUCGUAGUAAUAUCGUAGAUGCUCUUAAUCAAAUGGGCUUCUGGGGGAAUAUGUUCUUCUAUGUGAAUUCUAAGCAACUCACUUCCAACGAAGUAGAGUUGUUCAAAGCCGCAAAUAUUCUCUACAUACCCGAUGGCACAGAUGUUUACCGCGAUAAACUGGCUGAUGUGCAUGAUGUGGAUACGAGUUUUUAUUUGAUUCUCUCAACAGGAUCUACUCCAGCACAACAUAGAAAUAUUGCACUAUUCGUCAAACCAAAUAGUGAUCCAGAUAGUGAGUUACAAAGGGUUCUCAACUGUUUGAAAUCGAGGGGUCACAAUGUUCUCCUAGUAGAGCUGCCACCUGAUGAAGAGUGUCUCCUUAGUGUUGACUCUCUAGUUAAAUAUUCCCGACUUUUGGGUGGAGGAAAGCCUAGACACAAAAAAGAGUUAACUGAUGAUGAUCUGCGGCCUGUGUAUAGCUGGGAAUUAAGAGACGAGGAUGAUGAGUUCGAUGAUAGCAAUUUCUCCAACAAGAAGAUGUUAGAUUUCUCCGAGCGUAUCAGACACCUCAAAGGGAUCAACAGGACAGUUAUCUUCUGGGACACUGUGGAUUGCCCAUUCCCUCCUUCGCUCUCUCCUGAUCAAAUCUUCGACAAGAUCAAAACAGCUCUUUGGGAAAGAGGUUAUGGUGAUUAUAUUACAAUCUGGGCUUAUUAUGAUCACAGGAAAUGGUCUCCGGAUAUGUGUCUGGGUGACAAGACUUGGGCUUCAAGAAUCUACUUUCUUCCCGGAGGGGAUGGAGCCUCGAGACGUAUCAGAAUGUUAAGUGACAUGUAUCUACUUUCAAGGGACUCUCCUCUGCGCUGUUGUCGAGGAAGUUUGAUCCUAGUCUCAGAUCAUUUCGCAGGUGACCCUUACUACAUGGAGUGGUUUCGAUUAAUGCAGUGGAGAAAAUACUAUCUUGUCUUGCUAGUUCCGAGUGAGAUCAGCAACAUAUCAGAAAGCCCUGAUGAAUGGCCACGUUAUCUGCUUGAUAGUCCUCCCGAAACAUCAGAAGAACCUCUUCCCGAAAAGCCUAAACUGGAUGCUACCUAAGUAGAGACCUGCCCAGGGCUGAUGAUACUGGUUAUUUUGAUGUUGGAUCUUGCUUGCUUAUGUUAACGAUCUUGUUUGCUUCACAAGACCUUUUGUUUAGCCAGAUAUUUAUGUCAAAAACUCUUUGUUUUGUUUGGGUUUACGCUUUUGUUUAUUUUAAACUGCAAACUCUGCUGUGAUAAACUCUUUUACUUUGUUUCUCUCUUUGUCUUCCA